Messenger RNA from Meriones unguiculatus (Mongolian gerbil), 11442 nucleotides. RefSeq names its product contactin-associated protein like 5-1-like. The record is from RefSeq and is a predicted model, not a curated record. Bases 573 to 4493 code for a protein of 1306 amino acids. Lineage: Eukaryota; Metazoa; Chordata; Mammalia; Rodentia; Muridae. Gene Ontology annotation, molecular function: aspartic-type endopeptidase activity. Gene Ontology annotation, biological process: proteolysis. The transcript is spliced from 24 exons.
CUCUUUGCUUCCUCAUCAAGUAGCCAAAGCACACCACAGCAAGAGUGUCUGCCCUGGAGCAAAGGAGGACCCUCCUAGGCCACUCUUGCAAGCAAGCGGGGGCGGGCCCGGCCUGCCUGGGGCGGUGCCACAAGGGUUGAGCCUAUAAGGAGCUGUCCGCCACCGUGGUGCUGAAUGCAGCCUAGCGCCGGAACGAGGUGCUAUUUGGGUAUUGGCGGAGCUGAGCGCCAAGAGCUGCCCUCGAGUUUGGAUUUGAGCCUUUAAGAACGGUAAUCCGGAGGAAGACGAGGCAGGCGAGAAAGGAAUGCACGGAAAGGGUCAGUUUCAGGAACUGUAAACCUCGAUCGCAGUUCGCAUCUCCGAGGAAGCCCUGCUACUCGUUCGGUGGAGUUUCUAAGAAGCAGGAUGGAGUGAGGAGAAGAGGGUCUGUUCAAGAGGGGUGGCUGGGAAGGGUCAGGCAGUGCGGAGGAGAAAAAAAACACGGAGAGAAAAAUAAAGAAAAAGAUAGAAAAGGCAAGGCUGGUGCCUGCGAAUUUUGGAUUUAACUGGAAAAGAUCGCACACUUGGGAAAAAUGGAUCCUGUACCAAGACUAAACAGCGUUUUGACUCUGGUGCUCUCUGGCUUGUGGCAUUUAGGAUUGACAGCUACUAAUUACAACUGUGAUGACCCAUUGGCCUCCUUCCUUUCACCGAUGGCUUUCUCCAGCUCCUCAGAUCUUACUGGAAGUUCCAGCCCAGCUCAGCUCAACUGGAGAAUGGGAACUGGUGGUUGGUCCCCAACAGAUUCCAAUGACCAACAGUGGCUCCAGGUGGACCUGGCAAACAGAGUGGAGAUUACAGCGGUGGCCACGCAGGGAAGAUAUGGGAGCUCUGACUGGGUGACAAGCUAUCGCCUGAUGUUCAGCGACACAGGGCACAACUGGCAACAGUACAAGCAAGAAGACACCAUCUGGACAUUUGCAGGAAACAUGAACGCUGACAGUGUGGUUCACCACAAGCUGCUGCACUCUGUGAGAGCCCGCUUUGUUCGCUUUGUGCCCCUGGAGUGGAGUCCAAAUGGAAAGAUUGGCAUGAGAGUGGAGGUCUAUGGAUGCUCCUACAAAUCAGAUGUUGCUGACUUUGAUGGCCGAAGCUCGCUUUUGUACAGGUUCAAUCAGAAGACGAUGAGCACUCUCAAAGAUGUGAUCUCCCUGAAGUUCAAAAGCAUGCAAGGAGAUGGAGUUCUGUUCCAUGGAGAAGGACAACGCGGAGACCACAUUACCUUGGAGCUCCAGGAGGGCAAGCUAGCCCUAUACCUGAACCUGGAUGAAAGCAAAGGCUGGCUCAGCAGCACUGAGCCCUCAGCCAUGCUGGGUAGCCUUCUGGAUGACCAGCACUGGCACUCGGUUCUCCUGGAGCGUGUGGGCAAGCAGGCAAACUUCACUGUGGACAUGAACACACUGCACUUCCGGACCAAGGGUGAGACCGAUGCCCUGGACCUUGAUUAUGAGCUCAGUUUUGGAGGAAUUCCAGUACCAGGCAAACCCGGGACCUUUUUAAAGAAAAACUUCCAUGGCUGUAUUGAAAACCUUUACUACAAUGGAGUGAACAUAAUUGACUUGGCUAAAAGACGAAAACAUCAGAUCUACUCUGUGGGCAAUGUCACUUUUUCCUGCUCAGAACCACAAAUUGUCCCCAUCACAUUUGUCAACUCCAGGAGCAGUUAUCUGCUGCUGCCUGGCACCCCCCAAAUGGAUGGGUUGUCAGUGAGUUUCCAGUUCCGAACGUGGAAUGAGGAUGGUCUGCUUCUGUCCACAGAGCUGUCUGAAGGCUCAGGGACCCUGUUGCUCAUCCUUAAGGGUGGGACUCUGAGGCUCCUGAGUAAGAAAAUGACAGGACAUGGAACUGAAAUCCUAACAGGCAGUGACUUGAAUGAUGGCCUGUGGCAUUCUGUCAAUAUCAAUGCCAGGAGAAACCGCAUUACUCUCACACUGGAUAACGAUGCUGCUUCCUUGGCUCUGGACACCUUCGGGUUGCAGAUUUAUUCUGGAAAUAGUUACUACUUUGGAGGGUGCCCUGACAAUCUCACCGAUUCCCAAUGCUUAAAUCCCAUUAAGGCUUUCCAAGGCUGCAUGAGGCUCAUCUUUAUUGAUAACCAGCCCAAGGACCUCAUUUCAGUUCAGCAAGGUUCCCUGGGGAAUUUUAGUGAUUUACACAUUGAUCUGUGUAGCAUCAAAGACAGGUGUUUACCCAACCACUGUGAACAUGAAGGACGCUGCACUCAAUCCUGGACUACCUUCUACUGCAACUGCAGUGACACUGGUUACACGGGAGCCACCUGUCAUGACUCCAUCUAUGAACAAUCCUGUGAGUUAUACAGACACCAAGGGAACACAGCUGGGUUCUUCUAUGUCGACUCUGAUGGCAGCGGGCCACUGGGACCACUCCAAGUCUACUGCAAUGUCACUGAAGACAAGAUUUGGACGACAGUUCAACACAACAACACAGAGCUGACUCGGGUACAGGGUUCCAACCCUGAGAAGCCCUAUGUCAUGACUUUACACUAUGGUGGCACUAUGGAGCAGCUGGAGGCUCUGAUUGAUGGCUCAGAGCACUGUGAACAGGAAGUGGCAUACCACUGCAGGAGAUCUCGCCUGCUUAACACACCAGAUGGAGCCCCAUUCACCUGGUGGGUUGGGAGGUCCAGUGAAAGGCACCCUUACUGGGGAGGUUCUGUUCCUGGAGUCCAGCAGUGCGGAUGUGGCCUAGAGGAGAGCUGCCUGGACAUCCGACACUUUUGCAACUGUGACGCUGACACAGAUGAAUGGACAAAUGAUACCGGUGUUCUUUCCUUCAAAGAUCACUUGCCUGUAACUCAGAUAAUUAUCACUGAUAUCAACAGAUCAAACUCUGAAGCCGCUUGGAGAAUUGGCCCUUUGCGUUGCUAUGGUGACCGACACUUCUGGAAUGCUGUCUCGUUUUCUACGGAAGCUUCUUACCUCCACUUUCCGACCUUCCACAUGGAAUUCAGCGCUGACAUUUCAUUUUUCUUCAAAACCACUGCUUUGGCUGGAGUUUUCCUAGAAAACCUUGGCAUUAAACACUUUAUCCGACUUGAAAUGAGCUCUCCUUCUGAGGUGACAUUUGCCAUUGAUGUUGGGAAUGGCCCCGUUGAGCUCCUAAUCCAGUCUCCUUCUCCUCUGAAUGACAACCAAUGGCAUUACAUCCUGGCUGAGAGAAACUUUAAGGAGACCUCACUGCAGGUGGACAACCUUCCACGGAAUAUGAGGGAAACUGCAGAGGAAGGCCAUUUCCGACUUCAGCUAAAUAGCCAGUUGUUUGUAGGAGGGACAUCAUCAAGACAGAAAGGCUUUCUUGGAUGCAUCCGUUCUUUACGUUUGAAUGGACAGAAAAUAGAUCUGGAGGAGAGAGCAAAGGUCACGCCUGGAGUCAGACCUGGCUGUCCAGGUCACUGCAGCAGCUAUGGAAGCAACUGCCACCAUGGGGGCAAGUGUGUAGAGAAACACAGCGGCUACUCUUGUGACUGUACCAACUCACCAUAUGAGGGACCUUUCUGCCAGAAAGAGAUUUCAGCUCUUUUUGAUUCUGGCACCUCUGUUACAUACAUGUUUCAAGAACCACACCCGGUGACCAAGAACACGAGCCUCUCAUCUUCAGCUACCUACACAGAUAGAGCUCCAUCCAAAGAAACCAUUACAUUGAGCUUCGUAACAGCACAGGCCCCCAGCCUCUUGCUCUUCCUCAAUUUCUCUUCUCAGAAUUUCCUGGCUAUCCUGCUCUCCAAGAAUGGAAGUUUACAAGUUCUCUAUGGACUAAACAAGGAAGAAAACCAUGUAUUCACCAUCAGCACAGAGAAUUUGGCCAACAGAAGGGUUCAUCAGGUGAAGAUUAGCCGAGAGGGGCCAGAACUUUCCAUUCAGAUGGACCAGCAACUCUUCAGCUAUAACAUCUCCCCAGAAGCCAAGAUCCUGAUCCUGAGGUCACUCAUCCUAGGCAGAGUCACAGAGACUCUUGGGUUGGAUCCAGAAGUUGCUAGAGCAAACACCUUUGGUUUUGUUGGAUGCCUUUCUUCAGUCCAAUACAACCACAUAGCACCACUGAAGGCAGCUCUCCGCCAUGCCAGCAUUGCACCUGUGACUAUCCAAGGGACCUUGACAGAAUCCAGCUGUGGCUCCUUGAUGGACACUGAUGUGAAUGCAGUGACCACUGUACAUUCUUCAUCAGAUCCCUUUGGGAAGACAGACGAGCAUGAACCACUCACAAAUGCAGUCCAAAGUGAAUCCGCAGUCAUUGGAGGCAUCAUAGCAGUGGUGACAUUUAUCAUUUUUUGUGUCAUCGGAAUCAUGACCCGCUUCCUCUAUCAGCAUAAGCAGUCACACCUUACCAAUCAGAUGAAGGAGAAGGAAUACCCAGAGAACUUGGGCAGUUCCUUCAGAAAUGAAAUUGACUUGCAAAACAGAGACAGUGAGUGCAACCAGGAUUUCUUCAUUUGAACCACCAGAGUGUCACCUGGUACUCUCCAGAGUGGCAUUUACCCACUAUUUUUCUCUUCUCUUUUCUUUUAAUUUUGUCAUUCUCUUUCUCUUGUUUGCCAUUAAUUUUCUGGAACACACAUACAUCCACUGAGAGCACUGAUUUCCUUGACCCAGCUCAGGAGAUCAGACAGCUGUGGCUACUGUGGUUCACUGACAUAUGUGUCACUGUGACAAUCAGCACUGGAGAUACAGUCUUUACUGUUGUAAACAAGGAAGAGCUGUGUGCACACAUGCACAUCCCAUGUUUGUAGUCCAGUUUCUAAAUGUCACUGCUUAGUUUCUCAGGCGCUUGGUCUUGUCUGCUUCCAUCAGACUAGAGCUCUGUGGUAUCUAUGUUUAACAAUUGUACCUUCCCAGCACCAUGUUGUUGGAUGUUAUAGCUUGAGGGGAGAAGAAGGUAUGUGUAUGUGACAAAGACAGUCAGUCAUCCUUUAAGUGAUGAGUUUAUCCUGGAGCCUAAUAGAGCAGGCAGGUAUGAGGGAAAGUAAAUCUACCCAGAGAAAACAACAUUGGUUCUUUUAGGUCUCCUGUGAGAAAGGAGGGAGGUUAGGAGACAUUAUGCCACACACACACACAAAAAAAAAGCAAAGGUGACAGACUGUGUGUGUGUGUGUGUGUGUGUGUGUUUGUAAAGCAAAUAUUGGAAAACUAUCCAAAACAUUCUUUCCUAAGGCACAGCUGAAAGAGUAAUGUGCCUAGCUAGUGUGUGACCUCUGACAAGGCAGCAUUGGUCCUGCCUGUAGCCUUUCUUCAAUUAGGGCUUAAAUAGAUAGAAGACUCUGGCUCCAUGAGGGGGUGGGAAGCUUGGCUCCCUUGACAGCUGAGUUGAGAGAGGCUGCGGUUCUGCCUGAGAUGGCAGCCUUUAAUGCAUCUGUGAUAACAAAGAGGAGGGCCUAGGUUAUAACACCAAGCUGGGGGAUCCAAGGCCAAAGGAGACUCUUGGGCCCUAUGUGUUUAAGGGGCAAUGUCCAAACAACUAGAGAUGUUUAUUUAUGUUAGUUUAAUGUCCACGCCAUAAGUAGCCUCCUGACUUUAGUCAUCAUCCUUUUUGUAGAGUCUCAGUACUAGAGUAAUUGAUAAGUGAGCAGUUACUUUGCUCUUUUGUCAUUCUUUUUUGAGGCAUAAAUAUAGUGCCCUGAAACCAAGAGGCUUCAAGAAAGGUGUGAGGAAGUAGCUGCUCCUACAACUUUACAACUGCCUUUUCUAAUUUACUAAACUAGAACAUGUUAGCUCUGAUAUUCCCAUGGUUGCUAUACUGAAGCACAGAAGUAUACACAUGUGUGUAUUGUGACUGUGUAAACAGAAUUCAAAUAAAAGUCUAAAUUGGGUCCAUGAAAAGUCUGAGGCCAUCUUAACUCAACUUGCAGGAAAACUGGAAGAAAAAAGAAAAUACCUGCAUCAAAAAAUGAGAAGUAUCAAGUUUAUGUAUCCCUAUCCAUCCAUUCCAGAAAAAUCCAGUAAGGAAAGAAUAUGCAGGUUAGUAGGAUUCACAUUCUAAAACACAUGCAAUGAGUUCACUCUAGCAACUGAGCUGUCUCCCAAGAGACAAGGGACCAGCUGUUGAGUGUGGUCACCUCUAGCUCAGAGGAUUUCAGAGGAGCCCUUAGUUUAUGAACUACAUCACAUUUUCCAGUCUGUACCUUCCCCAAUGUACACAAAGCUGCCUCAUACACUUGAUUUAUAUGUCUAAAUAAGGUAGUAAAGCAUCUCAGGCUUUGUCUUCUGUUGGGAGCAGAGCAUACAAUUCAUUCAAAGAGGCAUCUUGAAUUUGUUGAUGGUGGGUAUUGUUAGUCAUUUUAUAGUAACAAAUUUCUUAACUCUACUCUUGGACCCCUGUGAAGAAAAGACAAGGGAGAAAUCAACCAAACACUUCAGGCCUUAGAAAAUGCUAGAACUAAGACCCAUUUAAGAAAGAAGUACUAGCCAAUUUCCUUUGCAUGGCAGACAUGAUUUGCCAAGAAGGCACUUGACAGUCAGUAGGCUAUUCAUCUUCUUAUUAAGUAUCCUACCUCUGACUGUCCAGCACUGCCCUGGACAAGAAGGUUCAUAGUGAAUCUCUCACUGGCUUCAUCCAGUUUCCAACUUGGAGCUUUUUGUCCCUUGCAAAGCUACAGAGAAAAGGAUUGAGUGUGGCACAGUUCACAACUAUGAGUUUUUGUCCUAAAUAUGUUUUUUCUUAAUAUAUUCUAUGAAUUCUUACCUAUCCUCUCCCUCUUUUAAAAUGUUGUUAUCCUUUUGUUAGUGAAUUUAAAGCAAUUCUAUCAAAGAUGCUGCUUUAAUUUUCUAUCUUUAAUAAGAGAAAUUAUAAUCUAAUAAAAUAAGAGUUAUUGAGAGUCUAUUUUCCCCUGCUCUGACUUCACUGUUCUCCAGUUUCUACUUUUGAAUUUUCUGACUCUAAAAAGGCUGUAUAAAUCACCCUUUGGCUUGGAUGCAUAUUCCUUUGACAUCAGAAAUGAUGUUUAACCCUAAGCACCACUAGUAAUGAAAUGACAGGUAAAGGAAGAAUAAUCACACUGGGAUAUUUUGUUACUGGAAUCCACAGAAGCUACUACUGUAUUAUGUGUCAUGAUGUUGAUAGAAAGGGAGUUAGAAGCCUACUGACUCUACGCUGUUUCCUCAUCCAGUAAUACACACUUACUGAUAGUCAUGUAGGGAAAUGUGUGAAGCCAGUCUCUGCUGUCUACAUAGCAACAUGCUAUAGGCUUCAUCCCUGGAUAUUCAGGAUGUUCAGUCUAGGACACUGGGCAUGUAGACAAAAUGGUGGGUGCAUGCCAAGGUGGUGCACUAUUGCAAGUAGUCUUAGGACUAAAUCAGAAUUUCCUCACAAACCCCACUAUACAACAGGUAAAAAGCUAGUAAUCUACAUCCUCCUAAACUGAUUUCCAACACAGCUAGAUACAGGAGCCAGUGUUAGGGGUUUCAUGGUGCCACCAGUUAUUUAAUACUCAGGUAUUUACACCUGCUGUUUACAUAAAGAAUUUGUGGAAUAUGGUCCCUUUACAGUAACACAAAAAAGAAUCUGUGAAAUAUCUCAUGCUAAGGGACUAUUACACAGAUAUUUCUACAAAGAAAAAAUCUAUUAAUCCAAGCAAAUGUAUGUUUCCUUACCCUGUAAGACUUUUAGCACCAGCUGUAUAAUUCUACCCAUAUAUAGGGUAGGUUGCUGUGGUUUCUCUAAAUUUAAGCUAGUAAAACUGAUAUUUUGUUUUGUUUUGUUUUCUGGCUGUCUCUUUCAGAAAUAGAUUAGCUUGUGUUCAUUUGAAAAGGUCUAGAGCUGAUAGUUUACAGAUUUCCUCCCUUUAGUGACAUCAUAUUAAUUCUGAACCUUUGUCAGAAUCACAACUACCACAUCAUAGCAGAAGCAGGACCAGGGUUAAAUAAGUAUGUGGUUCUCAUACUUGUAUUUAGUCAUAAGACUAAAUGAAAUGUCCAUGACUCCAGAAUACUGUUGGAAUUGGUUAUCCAAAUAUUUAUUGUCCUUGUGGACUUUAAAUUGCAACCAUAUCAGCAGAUCUUACAACAACAGAAGUGUACACACAGCACAAGUAGCAGAGAGCAAGGACUGUACACAGUUAAUUUGCAUAGACAUCUAGAAGCCAACAAAUUUGUGGCUAAUUCUUAAAAUUUUCAGUCUUAUUUAUUUAUUCUACCAGAGAUGAUUGCUUUGUUUCCCAUGCAGAAAAAAUUCUGUAGAAGGUGGUAAAUGUAUGCUUUGGACAAAGAAAGAACAAUGGUCCUUAUAUUAACCACAAUUUCUGUAGACAGCAUUCAGUAGAUAGCCCUGGCUAGUCUGGGGCUCUAUUAUAAACAAGGCUGGCCUCAAACUCAGAGAGAACCAUCUCACUUUGCCAAGGUGUGGAGCAUUGUCUCUGCCUAUAUCAGAUACAUUUGAAAUGAUGCUAAAUUUUCUAUGUUCUUGUGUCAUUUCUACUUAAGGCAUUCCAAAUGUAUUUCUCUGCAUAUGGCAGACCCAUCUGGAGACUGGAAGCAGAAAAAAAAAAUAGCCUCUACUUCUGCCCCCUUCUGCUUCGGUGGACAUUCACUUAUACUUAGAUCUCCUUUAAGCUGGUUGAUAGUCUGACAAUUUUUCUCUCUCCCCACUCUGCCCUAAUGAACCAGUUGACUAUAUUUAAGGCAGUCUCUGAGGACUAGAAAUUAUCUAUUGAGUGAAUAAUUUAUUGAUAUGCUGUCCAUCCUAAUUGGGUCAUAGUUAUGUGUCCUACAUAAAUAUUUCCAACCCUUCUCUCAGCCCUUCUCUCUCUAUACCAAAUCAUCACAACUAAGAGACUUGUAUUAAGAAGAUGCAUUCAUAAUAUCCCCAUGGAAUCUAUGGACAUGGGCACAAAUCUGUAGAACUGUUGUCUAGUUUGUUUGUCUACCAACUGCUUCACUUCUUUUGAAUUCCUGAGAGCUACAAUCCAUCAACCUUUUUGCAACAGCAGUCUGGCCAGAGGCUCCUGGGCACCUACAUAGUACUGCCACUCAUUUAUGAAACCAUUGCUUGUGUAUGCUUGCCCUUCAACUGUCCUACAGGCUACAUUUCAACUAAAUAAAUAAACAUGAGAUGUUGUACCUACAAAUGACAAUGGAGUUAAUGGAAGGGUUGUACAGGCUAGUGCAAAUGUGCUUCAGUUCUUGAUGGAUGACUGAGUGUUGUUUCACGUCUCUCACACAGAUUAGAAAUGUUGUUAUAGAAGACUCACAGUUUAUCUAAAUCACUGCUAUGUGCCUAUUCUUGGGGCUUUCUCAAUUUCUCUGUUCUUACCCAAAGUCUUCCUCAAGUCAUUUGUUUUUAAAAUGUUUGUCAUUCUUUCUCAGCUCUGUGCUCACAAAUCCUAAAUAGUUGACCCACCUAAAGUGGGAGAAUGUACAACACAUACACUCAUGCACACAAAAUAAAAGUUAAUAGGGUUGCUCCUCAAACAGUAUCCAGGAAACUAUCCAUGCCUAGUUUGUAAGGAUAGAAUUAUCACCACUUUGUGUUAUAAGUUCUUUAAAUGCCUCAGACAAGAUGCUAGUGAUUGUUUUUGCUAUUUUAAGUGAUUUACCUCACUUUUAUUUUACUCUAAGAUACUCUGGGGAAGAGGAAGAAGCAUAUUUUGUAGUGAAACAGAGUACUUUAUAAAUUAGUCCUCUGUCAUUUGUCAUAUUUGUAGUCUACAAAGUGGUUAAGUGAACAUGAGAAAGGCUUAAAUAACAGUGGGCUUUUGUGUUAGAACAGACUUGAUGGAAUCUUGUCAAGGAGGGAAAGGGUAUUAGAAAACAGAUAAGGGCCAAGAGCCAAAGCUUCCACCAUGAAGUAAUGCUGUCUACAUUCACCAUUUCCCUGGCUCCUAACCUUAGGGAAGAGGCCCUGUGUGAGAAAUGUUUCACUCAUCUUUGCACAGUACUUUCACCCUACCCCACUGAUUUUCAAGCUUUCUGUUUCACUAAUAUAGUCCAGGGAUAUUUUAGAAUUAUAACUACAAUUAUUUUAUCUGCUCAGGGUGAGCACCCUAAUGUUAGCUUUAAGUAAAAUAAACUAUGAUCAAGAUCCUCAGGUCCACUGCCCUUAAUCGAAUACUCCAUAGAUGGACAUCAGAAAAAUAUUGGAGUCAGUUGGUCUUUCUUUCCCCUUCCUUGUUCAUGACAUCCAUUGGCAUGCAUAAUGAUAGAAAGGCAUGUCACCACUCCAUCCCCUACAGUGUGUACAUCAGAAAGCUACCACCUGACCUUAGUGAACACUCUUAGCUUGAUGCUCCUCAGUACACAAGUAAAGCUUCCAUCAAGUGGCUGAUUAAAAUUAAGAGGCUAGUCCUGAGUUAUGACAAAACUGAUGUGUACCAUUAAUUACAGCCUGGUCAUAAUUUCAUUAGCGUUAUAUUGUGCUAUGCUUCAGAUACCAGCAGUAAAUCGCAAGGAAAAAAGGAUACUGGGUAUGCAAAACAGGCCUUCUGUCACCCUGAAACCUCCUUGAAUGGCCUCACCGUUUUCAUUGUGACUUUAUAGGAUGAAAUGAGUGGGCCUCUCACUAGUUAUAUUUUCACAUUAUAGUCAGCCAUAUGCCAAAGGAGAUACAGGAAAUACUAGCAUAAUCUCUUCUCUUUGAAUGGCAGUACCAAGGAGGGUAAUCUUGUCCUGCCUAAAAUACUCUUUCAAAAAAAAAAGUAAAUAACUGCAGUAUGCUUAAAGUAGUGUAAUUGUAUGAUGGGAAGGAUUUCAUAUAUGGUGAGGAUUAAUUCCAAUAAUUUUUCUCUUGUACUUGGCAAUAGGCAGGAUGCCCAAUAACCUAUAUUGUCUUUUAUACUCACUUCUCACUGCCAGCUAGCCUAUGGCAGGAAAGCAGAGUAUAGAAAAAUGAAGACACAUGGCACAUUCUAUUUAUACCUUAUGAAAUAGACAACAGUUCACAUUUGGUUCAUGAAAUUCCUGAGUCCCUAAAACAAAGAAUUACCAUGUUCAUUUCAGGUGAGAAAUUAGAGUUUUUCAGGCAUGGUCAGGACUUUCUUUGGAAAAAUAAGAGAUCAGGGAGAGUACAUUUAGAAAUAAAUAACAAAGUAUAAAAGGACCUUUCCCCAAUAUAUAUAUAUAUAUAUAUAUAUAUAUAUAUAUAUAUAUAUAUAUAUAUCAGGCUUUCUUUUGAUAAAAGCACAACAGAGUCAAAGCAGUCCAUCCCCUUUGGGAUUAACUAUAGACUUCUUGUUUCUUCAGAUACUAUCACUUUUGUUCCUGUAACAGAAUCCCUAGUCACAUGUGAUGUUGCCUCAUUCCAAGCAGGUUUUGUAGACCAUAUAACAUGUCUUAAUGCAAUGUAUGGAGAAAGAUAACGUUAGCCUUAGAUUUCUUUUUUUUCUAUGUUUUUUGCUGUACAGAAUAAAGCAUGUAAAUACUGUAUAUUUAAUAAAGAGAGAAUUUGUAUCAUUUUGUG